This is a messenger RNA of Toxoplasma gondii ME49, 4292 nucleotides long. RefSeq lists its product as hypothetical. The coding region runs from base 805 to 3096 and encodes 763 amino acids. Lineage: Eukaryota; Apicomplexa; Conoidasida; Eucoccidiorida; Sarcocystidae. The record is from RefSeq and is a predicted model, not a curated record. The transcript has 5 exons.
GCAGUGGUUAGGAGAGUGAGAUAUCAUUGUUACACACCAAGACACACUCACCUCAAUAGUCGCUAUUGGAAAACGGCUUCCACGACAGAAGUCGGGAGGUCCAGGGGGAAAAUCGUGUGGCUGGGGGUACGGGUGGCGCCGGCGGUGCAGCGAGCUUUUGCUGGUACGCCUUGCCGGAACGGGAAAAUUUCGUGACGGAACAUGUGGCUUUGCAUACUUGUGGAGUAAUGACGGGGCGUUUUUGAGGUCCGCGAACCGAGCCAAAGUUGCAAGUGUCUCCCUACUUCCUCCCCUCCCUACUUUUGAGCUGGUAGCGGAAUGCCGGUGGCUUUGUCAUGCAUCCGAUUGUGAAUCUCGCCGCAUAUUUGCGCCUCAUUUGUGCCUUUCCAUAGUUCGAUACUCGAGUGUUGCGGGCCAGUCAUACCAAGGGUGUCUUAUCUAGCCCAGGGAAUUGUCCGAAUUUCCUCAUCAGGCUAUGCGGAGAUGGCCGACGGCGAAAGCGCAUACAUGACAAAUUUUGUGAGCAGCUUCCGCAAAUGGCGUUACUCGGAGCUCCACCUGAUUUUUGAGUCUGUAUAGUUUACAAUGUGCGUGUCUGAUUCGUUUGGUGAGAUAAAGUUUCUCCGUAGAGACGGGCUGCUGGAGCCUUUUCCCAAGUUAUCGAUCCAGACUUCUGCUGCUAGUCGAAAAUAAUGGUGGAAACGUGAAACGCAGCUGCAGUUGAGAAACAGUCGUUCUCUCCAAGCUAGUCCUUAGGCUCGCCAGGAGAGUACCGUUCUAUUACCUCUUCAGUUGUAACAAGCAAUGAGACCAGUAGCCCCAGCGAGCCCCUCAGGGGCGCGACUCAGAGGUAUAGGGGCCGAUGCUGGGCUGGACAACACAUCCUUAAGCCGUCGUAGUGGGUCUUCUUCGUUUUUUUUUUACGUUCCCUGCCGUGUCUCACAACAGCAUCGCUGCGGGGACGACGUACGUUUCAAAACCGGGGACAAACCUCCCCUGUGCGCGGCACGCCGCCCGGCGAGUUCCGCGCUUCUGCUGCUUCUCUCGGUAUGUUUUUGCUUAUGUUUGUUUACGGCAAUUCCCACCAACACACACUCAAAAGCUUCCGCGCAUGGCCCAUCAGACUCACCAGCAACGAAGCAGCCACAAGUGCAGCGCAAGCCUCAAAACACUUCUGCGUUCAAGCACCCCAUCGCGAAGCUCUACAACCGAACAAUGGCGGCAGCGUUGGCGGGGCCUGUUCCGGCUCUUCGACGAGUAGCCAGUAGCGGAAACCCAGUGGGGUCGUGGGGUAAACUGUUGUGCAACAGCCAUGUUGGGGAGGAGGAAGAAGUUUUCGUACUUUUCUUGGGUGCAGGAGAUGCACCUGCGGCGAAAGAUUCCGCCACUGUGAACCUACAAGAGAAUGCAGGUGGAAAUGUUGAGGGCGUUGUCAAUGAGAGGGAGCAGACGCAGACUCCGAGAACGGAGGGACGUGGAGAACGUGGGCCAGGGCGGCAUGCCAGACAACACCGAAGCGUGCAGGCUGCGAUUGAUACUGUGACCUUGCUGUACAUGCUGCAUUGCAAGUUGAUGAGAAUUGUGGAUCUGAGGGACCCCAGCAACAGUAUUCUGCUGCAACAUCUCCAACACAUAUACAGCAUGCGCGAUUGGGAGGAAAAGAAGAGACGCGAGGGAGCUCGAAGCGAAACGCAGGGUGCGGUGGAAGCAGUGACUGCGAAACUGACAGCUCCUGCAGCAUCUGACGAUGUUGCGGAGACUCUCAGCCAAGAAGAUGAUGCAGCCGAGCUGGCAAAGGAUGAUAUGGAAGGCGAACCGAUUUUAUCUGUCGUAAACCGCACCACAGGAACGGAGCGGCUUUUUUUUGGGUUCAGAGAGAUCCGGGACUUUCUUUUGACUCGCUUAGUGGUGAAAGCUCGACUGAUGGCACAAGAACAGCAACGUGAAUCUAUGCGCCGUGCUCAACUUGUGACAGUCCAAGCGGACCCAGCCGCGGCAACAAAGAAGGGUGAGCGUGUUGCGCACAGAGCGCAGGGCUGGAUACCAAAGGAGAUGCUGCCGGUGGGAAACCCCGUUUCGAAGCAUUGGUGGGAGCCUCUCGGCCUAAGCCUCGAUCUUUACACACCUGCAGCAAGCAGCAAAGAAUGUUCUGAACUGCAGCAAAUCAUGAACGUUCUCUCUGAGACAGGCUUUGUCGACGUUGUUAAGGUUCACAAGAGCGACCCGCCCAAGGCAGACGUUCCUCCGGUCCUCCGUAACGCGGGUCUUGGGGUGUUCCCUGCCUUGGGUAUUGGAAACCGGAUUAUCUUCGGAACAGAGGAAAUCGUGCGGUUCCUUCAUGCUCUGGGAUCUUUCAUCCCGACACCGGCGCGUCUUCGCCAGGCGCUGCAAGCCCUGCAACCGUCUCGUAACGACGGCGCUCCACCUUUCCUGCCUGCCGGCGAAGCCCCCAGUGUAUCUACAGAGGGGAAAGAUGCAGGUGACAAAGAUGCGGAUUUGUGGCCAGCCCCUCGCAGCAGCAAGACGGGCGAAAGUCUGGCUCUCCUUCUGCCCGUGGGACUCAGGGGCGCGACGCUUGCUUGCAACUCCGCCAACCUGGCUCCGUGCCAGAGGCUGUUGGACUGGCUUAGUGGUCUGGGGCUCUUUGAACAAGUCAGGAAACAUUUUGCCGUCACGCGACUACCCGCGCAGUCGGACAAAACGCAACUGAGGAAACAGUUGAACGAGCCUUUCUUGAUCACACGCGGCGUCGUUAUCGCGCGAGGGGCUGUCGAAAUUCAAGCCCGGAUCGCUGCUGCAUAUGUGGCGGCGGACUCCCAAAGUUGGACGUACACUCCGGUAGUUGCGCACGCAUUUCUUGCAAGGAGUCGUCCUGUGACAAAGGCAGCUGAGAAGAUUGUAGCGACCAUGAGAAACAAAGGCCUACACAGCCGUGUCCGCAUGGUGAUCCUUCCAAACCUACAGCCGCUUGUGGUGGGGCGCCGCACGUACCCAGUUCCUUUUGUACUCGUCCCCGGGAUCGCGCAGUUUGUUGGACUAAACGACGUGAAGACGUUUUUUGCUGCUUUGGGAUAUUUGGUGAAUUCUGCGGUAUGAAACAGCGGGGGACAAUGCGGGACAAGACCCGUUUCGUGGUAAAUUCUUUUGAACUCUCUGAUUGCAAGCAACAAGGAUAAGCAGUGAGGAAUCACCGGACUGAGGUUUCCGUUUCUGUUUGCGAAACAGCGUUUCAAGGAUGCGGAGGCCUCGAAAACAUAUCAAGCUCGCUGUAAAAGAGAACGAAGUGUUUGUCAACCGAGUUUAACUUUGGUGGUUGUGCACUGCAUAUUUCCUGAGACAGGCCAGAGGUAAAAACAGGCUGUACAUGAAGCAGUGCAACUAUGGGGAGCAUGUAAACAUUCAGUUCUGCGCGUCUGUGAUGACGUGAAUGCUAGGUGACAGGUCAAGGGGAUGUUGAAAAUACGUCUGUAUACAUAGCAUCCCAGUAAAAACGUUUUCCGAUUAUUUUUUGGGAAGGCACGUGCUGUUUGUGCCGCAAACCGUAUAAAGUGACUGAAAGAGGAGACUGGUAUGCUCUAAUGACAGCACAUGUUGUAUCUAAAUAUAUGAUUUUCUGAGGGUGGCAUAGUGGUACAGGGCGGCCCUAACCAUGUCCUCAAUGUAAGAUCUCGAUGUCCCUGGCGGCGCACGUGGGCCCGUCGUGCAUUCUGGCCCCAGGCGCAAUUGCAUUUACGAGAUUUACGUCUGUGGCUGCCCAUGUUGAGGAACUGAGAAGUUCCGCCUUCUGGAUGGUACAGCCAACCAUAGGAGAAGAUACUACUGUUAAAGGCUAGAUACGAGAGAGGCAGAUAGGCCUACGUACCUGAGCUAGCACGCCGGAGUAAUGAUGGAUGUGAGUUUCGCACGGAUACUGCCGGCGUUAAAGCAUAUUAACGUGAUGCCUCAAGUGUGAUGCAGAGGUGACUGGUGAGUGGAUGGUCCGAAGUUCGUUCAGUCGGUUGGUGCGGAACUGGGAAGAAAUGUAAUCACGAAGAGUGAUACAGUGAACAUGCAAUUUUUUAUGGCUGCUUGUGUACGCGAAUACCUUCGGACAUCAUGGUGUACUUCACCGUCAGUGGUGUUCUUGGUUCAGUUGAUGACUGCUAACCGUUUAAAGUCUGUCCGUUUGCUUACUCGCAGUAACAUUACAGGGACCAAAAACGCUUGACGGGAAACGUCAGCGAGUCUUGACCUGAGAGAGAAUGCUGAAAGACGAUGGUCAGGUUCCUUCUUCCGUCGGCAGUGAAUGAGUG